AUGCUAAGCAUUGACCUUGUUCUAUUACACCAUCUCACGUUACAAGUACCGCACUCUGUUGCACUGAUUCUGCUGGAAACAAACCUACCCUUUCUGACACACAAUAGACAUCUCACAUGUGUCUCUACAUCGUUGUCGCAGUCACAUAUUGAAAUAGUGCGCUGUGGAAGCCUGAACCCAGCUUCACUUUUACCUACUGACAUAGAUGGAGAACCCUAUUGCUGCAAAACAUUCACAAAUGAAAUGAAAAGACUACGUGUUGACAUUUUAGACCAGGGCUGCCAACUUUUGAACAUUUCAAAGAGUGAGACGGGGUCAUUUUGUGCUCUACAUUUUAUUUUUUUAUUUCUACUCUGUAUGGAAGAGGAUUAGAGCCACUGACAAGAAAAAAAUGGAAGAAAGAGAAUUCUUGCAUUUUUCUCAGAAAUAUGACUUUUUUUCUCAAAAUUAUGACUUUUAAUCUCGGAAUUCUGACAGGGAAUUGAGGGAAAAAAGUCAGAAUUCUCUUUCUUUUCUUUUUUUUUUUCUUUUCAGUGGCCCUAAUGCUCUUCCGUACCUCUGACUUUACAGAGGGAACUGACCUUUGUUUAACACAAAUUUUCUUUUCGUGAGGACAAUUUAACAUCCAUCCAUCCAUCAGCAGUAAAGAGUUACAGCUACAUGUCACAAAUGUCACACAGGAACUUUAAAUGAUAAUUAAUGUAAUUAUUUUUAAAUGCCAUCUAGGGGUGGGCAAUAUCAUGUCAUUCAUAAUAUUAACCGUUAUUAUUUCCUUCCAAGAAAAACAAUCUAUCAUGUUAAGCUAGCUUCAUGAUGUACUUGCAUCCAUUAAACACAGGAUUAUGUUCAUGUGGUCAUCAGCAUGAAGUUAUUGAAGUUAUCAAACAUGGCUGCAGUCAGUUUUACUGUAAUCUGUGUCUCUAAGUGUGUGUGCUGCUGUAAUGACUGGAUGUUCCCACUGUGGGACUAAUAUAAUUUACUCUAUUGUAUUAUAUUAAUUCAUAUCAGCCAGUAGGGGGAAAAACGUUUGAGGAAUUUUGGCCUUUCCAGGCUUCCGUACCAGUAACCUGGUUAUAGAGGCAAUGGCAGUGUUCGAGUUGAGCUGCGCCUCGCCUGGAAAACAGACGAGAGCAGACAGAAGCAGCAGGGGGAGUGGCUGAAAGCCGGCGUUUAAGUCGGACAGAUUUCCCUACAUGUGUAGCUCACGGGUGACGAUGGAUGAAGAUAUCGCGUUAGAGUUCAUACUUGUUUAAUUUUCAAUUGUAAUUAUGGUGCCUGUUAGCAGCUGAAACACAUCCUCACGUGCUUCUGGAUAUCAUAUACUGUAUAUGAAGACAUGACUGUAAUAAUUAUUAUUAAUAAGUAAAGGUUAUCAGCUGUAGGUUUAGUGAGCUCAUAGGAAAUGUGACAAAAGAACACAAAACAUAUUCCUCUUCAUGGCCUAUAUAGUUGUCAUCAUCAACGUUACAUGAUUUACAGAAUACAUUGUAGGAUCUAAAAUCAGUCUUCUGUGUGUACGUGCAGUCUGACAUCCUGUUUAUCAGUCCAGCUUCUGCGUACGUGCUCAACAUCAUGUUGUUCAGUCCAGCUUAUGUAAGCUUAUGUAACUUUCAGUAACUCUUAACUUCUUUGACCAUAUUGGGAAGUGAAAAACAGCACACCAUCAUUUCCCGAAAUCAAAGGAAUGUGGGAGUAAGCGCCAGCAACAUGAGUAUAACUGAUGCUGCAUGUUGAGGGAGAGAGGGGCUUUUGCAGAAGGAUUCCAGCCGAGGCUUUUAGUACCAGGCUGGACGCUCUCCCAUGAGCUGUUGGUGAUGUAUGGAUGAGUUGUACAAAUAAAUGCCCCACGCUGUGUUUGGACGAACCUGUCUGUCUCUUGUGUUUUGAUAAGGCAAAAGAACAACAUUCUGGUGACCACGUAGUGGGAGUAGAGGCGUGCUUUUCGGAUCGGUUCACGGUCUAUGGAAUUUUGACUCCUGGGCCCUAUAGGUAAGAACAAUUUUUGUUCAAUUUUGGAGUUAUUCCGUUGGUUGUGAACUGGUCUGGGAGAAAAAACAUGCCCUGCUCAUAAUUUAGAAGUUAUAACAACAAGAGAAUGCAUUUGUCCAGAGCAGCGGUGCAAAAUAUUCACACGUGUGAAGUCAGCUGAGUCAUUUUGAUGACGGACAAAUUUUAAGUGACAAAUUAAAGGUGGGACAGCAAAUUGGAAUAGAAUUUGAACAGCUGAUAAGGUUCUGAGAAAUCCAGUCUGCUGACUCGGUAGAGCAGAGACGGGGAUUUAAAGAUAACAGUUGAAGAAAAAGCGCUGAAGUUGUGACAGAGAUAAGCUUUGCCUGAAGUUCGGUCAAUUCCCCGGGAAGUGGUAAAUUUCAUGAGUUGUUGGCAAAGGCAUGUGAUGAUGUCAUAGUUGCAGCAAAGAGGCUGUAAAAAAUGGGCCCCGUGAACUCGGGGGUACCUGUCUGUCUGUUGAGUUUUUUUUUUGUGUGUGUGUGUAUGAGGCGCCAGAGGUUAGAAGGAGGAAAAAGGAAAAAAAGAGGAAAAACUAGGAGAAGCCUUAAGAAACGGUGUAAAACAGAUCAACAAUAUUCACUGCAGUGCUAAAUUUGAUGUUUAAGGUUAUACAAAUUUCAAAGUCUGUGAUCCUGUUCUAAUUAGUCUUUAAACAGAAAACCAGAAGUUGAAUAAUAAUAAUAAUAAUAAUAAUAAGUUUUUAAAGUGACAUAUAUAUAAAUAAAAAUAUAUACUGAAGUGCACAAGCUUGAUAACUAUUUUUACCAGCUGGGUAAUGUGAAAUAUGAGAAAUAUAGAUUAUGAUUAAUAAAUAAAUAAUAAUGUUUAUGUGUCUUGCGUGUUUGGCAUGAAAUGUUGCUCCAGUGUCAAAUUGCUCUGAAGUGUGUUUUUCUAAUCUUUAUGCAAGUGUGAAAGCUCUGCUGUGUGUGGUUGUUUUACUCGUGGAAGUGUUGACAAAAUAUGGAUGGUUUGUGUUAGGUUAGAUAAGAAAAAGGUUUGGUGAAAGCUCAAAUACUCUGAUUUUGUUUAAACUAUUGCUUGGAUAAAUUAGAGAGAAACUGAUUUUUCUUCUGCUGAUUCUGUCUCUAUUGUGGUUGACUCUUUCCUGUAUUGUAAUGUUAUAAAGCUGUCUGAGAGUUGUUAAAUUCUGAAGGCUGAAUGCACUUGGUGUCACCAGCCUGUUUGUUUCUCCGUACAGACAACCUCAGCUGUCAGACUCUAAACUUAGACUGGACAGAAGAACCAGAGUAGAAGUGUAAGCUCCACCUACCAGCUGUGUGUGCGCUCCUUUCCACACACACACACAGACACAGAAGUACAGAAGCGAUCCCGCCUCUGACUCCACCUCUGUGUGUGGAUUGGUUGGUGAGCCAUAGGGCGUAGAGAAACCCUACCCUGUGGGCUGAGUUUUGCUCACACACGAGCUCGGGACUAAGGAUACGGCUAUUUUUAGCCUGCUCCAUGCAGCAGCCCACACCAACCUGACUCUCUGCAGCGACAGAAGACUCAUAUUUUGCAGCUGAACUGCUGGGGGAAAUAAAUACAUAUUCAAUCCAGAUUUAAAAGUUUCACUAUAAAAACUUUCAGGCAUUAAGUUUUUCUUUCAACAAUGAAUAAAGCUUUUUGAACUAACUUUACUUUAGUGUUAAAUCAGAAGAGAUUUGAUUUUAAGGCAUUUAUAAUAAGAAGAUAAAUUGUUGAACAUUUGUGUAAACAAAACAAUAGAUUACUCAAGACUACAGCAUCAUAUGUCACCAGUAUCUGUUUCAACUUUCAAUUUUUGUUCUACUUUCAGGAGAUUAUAAAUAAACAAACUAGUUUACUAAUCAGAGGGAUAAGUGUUAAUGAAACUUCAAAAUGUCGGUCACGCCAGCAGGAAUUUUGACAGCAAAGAAUCCUGCUUUAGCAAAAGAGAUAAAGCACAUGUCAGAAAAGUGGUCGAAACGGACGAGAAAACUAUGCAAUCCGUGGCCAUCUGAUGGCACUUUUGAUGUCGCAGCUUGCGACAAUUUGGAGUUGAGAAUUCAGGAUUAUAAAGCAGAUGGGUCCAAGAAAAGACAGCAGAAAAGAGAAAAGGAAAUUCAGAUCCUGGACUUAUUCAGGAAUGAAGGAAAGAUUUACAGACAGAACUUUAAACACGCCAUCCUUAAAAUGAAAGACAAAUUGGACAAACCCCAGAAGGAAGUGAAGGCCCCAGCAGAAGAGGGCCUGUAUCCCCUUUUGGGAACCGUUACAAUUACGGGAGAUUUUGAUUUGCGCGACACGUUCGACAAAGGUCCUAAGGGUUAAGAUGUUGACAAUGCAAUUUUAAAAUUAACAACAUCACAGCAAUCAGAUGAAGCACCUGGCAAAGAAAAGCAUGCAAAAGGAAGUGAGGAAAGGGAAUUGGAACAAACAACUCCACCUCGUGGAACGCAUCCAAAAUAUUGCAGCACAGAACGUCGAGCGGUAAGUGAAGAAGGACGAAGGAUGAUUGAUUGUUUUGCAGAACAUAAGGAUUUUUUGAAAAGGCAACCGAAGGCUAACUCAUACUGGAUUGACCUUGAGAAUAAGGAUGUAAAUGUACAUGAUGAGCUAAACGAUGUUGACCAAAUUAUACAGGAAAUAUCUCAGGGUCUGCAGAAGUCCCUAAAUCACAUCAAAGGCACACAUUCAGAUGAGGAUAGUGAGAACACCACUAGCACAAGUAAGGAGAAAAGUUUCAAGCCUUUUUACAAACCAGGCAUUCACUCACCAGAGCCUGUUGCUCCGAAUACAGUUCAGACUCAAGAGAAGGAAAAACCAGGUCCUAGCAGUGAAAACCGGGAUCUGAGACCCAGACAUGACUUAAAACCACCUAUUCGAUACACUGAUGAUGGUCAGUACCCAAUUUUAAUUAAGGGCACAAGAGCUAAUUAUAUUCCCUGGCAGAGCCUCAACCUCACUGGUUUGGUUUCGCGGCUACCCGAGAUACAGGAAGGCGCUGGAAAGUGGAUUAGGGCUUUCGAACAGGAGACAACUGGGCUAAUGCUUGCCUUUGGAGAUCUCAAAGCUAUUUUGGCUCGAGUUGUUGGGACAUCAGCUAUGGGAACAUUGCUCGCAUCCAAUGGAGUUCAAUGGAUGCUGGACCCAAUGGCUGACGGCACAGAGUUUAACACACACAGAAAUGCACUCUGGAACAUACUAAGAGCGGCAUAUCCCAACAGGAUUGAUCCCAAAGCCUUGAAAGGUGAGCCACUUUCAGAGACUGAGAGACCUGCGUCGUUCGUUGACAGCCAGCUCAGACGGUGGAAGCUGGAGACGGAGGACGGUCCUGAGGGGACGCCAAUAAUGACUUCUCUGUUCCGAACAUCCCUGAUUUCCACUCUCCCGACUCCUGUGCGAGACAAACUGGAGGAUGUGGUGGGACUGGACUCAAUGCCACAUGCACAGUUCAGAGACCAUGUAGUCCACGCAGUGGACCGCUAUCGGAAAGACAAUAACAAAAUGCUUGAGCAAGAAAAGUGUGCUCUGAGAAAACUCACGCAGCUGCAUAUAAAUGAACUCCAGAACAAGGCCAAAACCCAGGCAGCAGUUGUGAAGAGUGACAGCAAAAGUGACAGUCAAACCCAAGCAUUGCAGACAGCUGUGGCCCCGCCUCAAACUCCAUCUCAACCGGUUAUCAAUGGCUACCCAAACCAUUAUGGUAGACAGCAGCCUGGACCACAGAGACGAUUUCCAAAUCGUUUCCCUAAUCGCUACCCAACCCAACAAGGCUGGGUGCAGCAGAAUCGACCCCCACCUACAGGUCCAUGUUGGGGGUGUGGCCAGAUGGGUCACCUGUAUCGAGGCUGUCCGAAUCCAAUUGCAAACCCUGGAUGGUCUGGGCGUGGUCGUGGAACACGACCAAACCGGGGAAGAGGAGGUCCAGUUAAUCCAUGGGCAGCACAACAAGGAUUCUAGGGAUGCCCGGAGG
Messenger RNA from Nothobranchius furzeri (turquoise killifish), 5944 nucleotides. The record is from RefSeq and is a predicted model, not a curated record. Lineage: Eukaryota; Metazoa; Chordata; Actinopteri; Cyprinodontiformes; Nothobranchiidae.